AUAAAAAUAUAGUACAUUUUGGAAUUCCAGCUACCUCUAAUAGAAAGUCAUACAUAAUAAUAUAUAUAUAACUAUUGAGUGCUUACGUAAUAACCUGGUAGCACCUCAUGUAUAAAUACCUCUUUCAAUGAAUGAAAUGAUCACAAGUUCAAAGCAUUUCUUUCUCAGCCUCUUGUGUUUUUUCAUUGCUUCAAAAGUUUCUCAAGUCAUACUAAACCAAAACCAAAGUACAAGGCUAAAUUUCAAACAAAAUUAUUAGAUAUAUAGAUGGAUAUCGACCUAUCAAAAAUCACACUCCGUCCAUUCAAUCUAAGGGACGUGGAUGAUGUGAUGCUAUUCGUCGGUGACGAUCAAGUGACUCGAUAUCUUCGACGGAGAACUUUGACCUCCAAAGAUGAGGCGUUGACUUUCUUAAAAGAUGUUUGUAACCCUGAUCAUCACCAUUGGCACCGCUCUAUAUGCAUUGAUGACCGUUCGAUUGGCUUCAUCUCAGCAUUCCCAGGCAGUGAUGAGAGCAUGUUCAAGGCUGAGAUGAGCGCUGGUGUGGCCGCUGAGUAUUGGAGCAAAGGAAUAUUUACACAGGCCAUGAAAAUAGCAGUUGCUCAAGUUUUCAAGGACUUACCUCACUUGGUAAGGCUGGAAGGUUUUGUUGAUGUAGACAAUAAGGCCUCUCAAAGGGUUUUAGAGAAAGUUGGGUUUCGAAAAGAGGGUCACCUUAAGAAAUAUAGUUUUCACAAGGGAAAACUCAGAGAUUGUUUUAUUAAUAGUUUUUUGUCCACUGAUUUGCUUCCCUCAAAGUUGUAAUUACAUAUCUAUUUUUAUCUUUAUUUAUAGUUUCUUUAAAUUAA
Messenger RNA from Humulus lupulus (European hop), 848 nucleotides. RefSeq lists its product as uncharacterized. The coding region runs from base 268 to 804 and encodes 178 amino acids. The record is from RefSeq and is a predicted model, not a curated record. The transcript has a single exon. Lineage: Eukaryota; Viridiplantae; Streptophyta; Magnoliopsida; Rosales; Cannabaceae. Gene Ontology annotation, molecular function: acyltransferase activity, transferring groups other than amino-acyl groups.